UGGGGUUCAUAAAAUGAAGAAAAACCCAAGAGAAGAGACCCUAGGCCCUUCGAAACUCCAAAAAGGAUGAAGGGCAAUUGCAGAGAGAUGGAGGUUGGAGGGACCCAACUCAUCAUCUACGAUCACGACGCGCCGCCUGACAGCGACGCAUCGUCCUCUGCUCCGGUGGGUGCCAGCCUAUGGGACUGCGCCAUCGUCCUUGCGCACUACCUCCCAUCAGUCCCUCUUGCCGGCAAGAGCGUGGUCGAGCUCGGCGCUGGCACGGGCCUGCCAGGCCUGACGGCGGCCAAGCUUGGCUCGUCGCGCGUCGUCCUCACGGACCUCCCUGAACUCAUUCCGGGGCUUCGCCGGAACGUCGAGGCAAACGAGCUCGUGGACGGCGUCGAAGUGCGGCCUCUCCGGUGGGGCGACGAAGGAGACUGCUCGGCGCUGGGCCCGCCCUUUGAUGUCGUGCUCAUGUCCGACCUCCUCUACAACGUCUCGGCCGCGCCGGGACUUUGCCAGAGCAUCAGGGCUCUGAGCGACGCCCAGACACUGAUCCUGCUCUCCUAUGAGCUCCGCGCCGGAACGACCGAGUGCUUCCAGGUUCUCCGGCGGGCUGGGUUCCGGUGGCGCAAGAUCGGUUCCGAGGACCUGCACCCCGUUUGGCAGAGCGAGGAUAUUGGGAUCUUUCGGCUCUUCCGUGAUGAUUGAAUUGUGAAAGUGUCGCUAUCAAUUUGUUUCACAAACCACAAUGUAUAUGUUUCUGAGAAUAAGAUUUCGUUUCCCCUCAAAGAUUGCUGCGAAUGAAAAAAGAAUAUCAUUUCCCGAAGCCAUUUAUUGUUCCAAUCUCAAGGUUUAUAGUUAUUUCAAGAUUAUAUAUUUCAAGUUUGUAUUGAUAUUGGCUUUCAGAUUUCGAAUUUUGGAUGUGUAUAAGAUUUUUCAAUUUCAAUUGUGUGCUAUGGAUGCCAAUUUCUGCUUUCCUCUGUUUAUUGUUGCCUGCCUGUAACAACUUCCACUUUUGUACAACUUCCAUUUUUGUACUUCAUACCAACUUCAUAAAUGAGUCUGCAUUGCUCUCUUUCAA
Nymphaea colorata (pocket water lily) is the source of this 1066-nucleotide messenger RNA. RefSeq lists its product as uncharacterized. The transcript has a single exon. Bases 67 to 693 code for a protein of 208 amino acids. The record is from RefSeq and is a predicted model, not a curated record. Lineage: Eukaryota; Viridiplantae; Streptophyta; Magnoliopsida; Nymphaeales; Nymphaeaceae.